This is a messenger RNA of Physella acuta, 1088 nucleotides long. Its product is annotated as isatin hydrolase. The record is from RefSeq and is a predicted model, not a curated record. NCBI's taxonomy places the organism in Eukaryota, Metazoa, Mollusca, Gastropoda, Physidae. Gene Ontology annotation, molecular function: arylformamidase activity.
CUUCAUGACGCGCACGAUCUGCUGACUCGUAGCUCACGAGCAGCACAAAGGAGCUUUGCACGACUACUCAACGCGCGUGCAUGUGUGCGUGUGUUGUUGUGAUACCUGGACACCGUCCGUUCUUUGUUUUUAGCAACGGCGUACAGACCACGUGACCAGCCAUGAACCCUAACCUUUUUUGCUGGACCCUGCUGAUCCUGAUGGACGUCGUGCUGUGCCGGACGAUAGACCUGUCACAUGUGAUAGACAGAAACAGCUUCGCGCCGUUCGGCGCACCAAAGUACAACUGGUCCGAACUGUUUCUGGGAAUAAAUCUAGGAGUUUAUAUGGAGUCAGGAGCUUACAGCAUCGGGGAACAUGUUGGGACGCACAUUGACGCUCCGUCACACUUCAGUAAAGGUUCGAAAACACUUGAGAAGUUGACGAUCGAGGACACGAUCGCUGAAGGCGUCAUGAUCGACUGCUCAGAGGAGGCGAGACAAGAUCGGGAGUACCAGGUCACUUUAGAGAAGAUUGAAGAGUGGGAGAUCAAACACGGCAAAAUACCUGACCAGGCUGCCGUCAUCUUCAACUUUGGCUGGUCGGCAAAGUUCGGCAAUCCACUGGAUUAUGUAGGAGACGCGAAAGGCAAUAUUAGCAACUUUGUCUUCCCCUCCAUUAGCGAGACGGUGUCCGACUUCCUCCUGUACAAGCGGAACAUCAAGAUCAUCGGGACAGACACGGUCAGCCCUGACGCCAUGAAACUCAGGGGGAAGCCACUCCCACGCCCCCACAUCCACACGACUUAUCUGCCCAGGGACCGGCUCAUCGUGGAGAACUUGAAGGGGACGGAUCAACUUCCGGCCAAGAACUUCAGAUUUUUCGCCAACCCCACAAAAUUUGACCGUGGGACUGGGGGUCAAGUUCGAGCUUUCGCCAUGACCUUUGACCCAAAGUUAGAAGAAGAAAAUGGCGCAGCUAAGCAUAGCUCAAUGACUGCUUCUAUUGUUUGUUUAAUGUCUUUCCUGGCAGCUAUAGUCUAUUAAUUUGUUGGUGCCUUCAUCGAUUGCAUUCUCAUGUAUUGUUGCUUGUAAUAAACGUUCAUAUAA